UGUAUUGGAUCAGAUCAGACCACCGCUUCGUGAUUAAAUUAGGCAGGUGCAGGUUGAAGUAGGCGGCGGGACUGAGGGACUAGCAUACGCCACCGCCCUGCCCCUGCGUGUGCGUGUCCUUCAUUUCUUUCUUUCAAAUGAGAGCAUUGCCUCUCUCCUUCCUCCUCCUCCUCCUCCUCCCUCUCUUUGCUCUCCCCCUUCGCUCUCAGGACGGCUCUGCGCCCUCACGAUUCGGAUUCUGCCCCCAACAACUAUUACUACUCAGCGAUCUUCAGAUGGCCGCUCCCACUCUUGGAGGCCUUGGUGAUUCCCACGCUGACAUCGAUUCCCUCGCCCGAUUUGCUGUCCAGCAGCACAACACCAACGAGAAUGCUUUACUGGAGCUCGUUAGGGUUGUGAAGGCGCAAGAACAGGUGGUAGCGGGUAAACUACAUCAUCUUACUCUGGAAAUCCUUGAUGCUGGGAAGAAGAAAAUAUAUGAGGCAAAAAUUUGGGUGAAGCCAUGGAAGGAUUCUAAGGAACUACAAGAAUUCAAGUAUGUUGAAGAUAUUCCUUCUUUUACUUCCUCUGACCUGGGUGUGAAGAAAGCAGAUCAGCAGACUUUGGGAUCGCAAUCAGUGCCGGUGCAUGAUCCACUUGUUCUGGAUGCUGCUCAUCAUGCUGUUAAAACAAUUCAGGGAAGAUCUAACUCACUAUUCCCUUAUGAACUCAGUGAAGUUGUCAAUGCAAAUGCAGAGGUUGUUGAGAUGGCUACUAAAUUUGACAUGCUGCUCAAGGUAAAGAGAGGGGGGAAAGAAGAGAUGUUCAAGGUUGAGGUGCACAGAGAUAGCGAAGGUAGCUUUCAGCUGAACAAGAUGGAAUCCGAUGGUUCCUAAUCGACUUCAAGAAAGAAUGGCUCUGGCUGGCAUACUCCUGCCUUGCCUGGUGUCCAUUACAUCAUGUUUAAUAAUUGUAUGGUUGCUUGCUUUGAGUGUGGGGGUGUGUGUGUAGCUGCAGACCAUGUUCACUGUGACUACUAAGUUAGAUGUGUUGGUCUUUCACUGCAUAUAUUAAGACAUGGGCAAGCUAUGCGGUAAUAAAGGAGGUUGGUUGGUUA
Messenger RNA from Andrographis paniculata, 1096 nucleotides. RefSeq names its product cysteine proteinase inhibitor 12. The transcript has 4 exons. Gene Ontology annotation, molecular function: cysteine-type endopeptidase inhibitor activity. The record is from RefSeq and is a predicted model, not a curated record. NCBI's taxonomy places the organism in Eukaryota, Viridiplantae, Streptophyta, Magnoliopsida, Lamiales, Acanthaceae. Bases 138 to 875 code for a protein of 245 amino acids.